AUGGCUAGCACUCCCUUGCGCCAACAGCUUAGCACCAUGAGGCAAUCAUUCUUCGAUGAGGGACUUUUGGAUCAUGGACAAGUGAGUUAUCUCGAGACUCUUGAAAAUGAAGAUGAUCCCGACUUCAUUGAAAAUAUUUUCACCUUGUUUUUAAGGGAUUCAUCUAAAUACAUUGCUUCUAUUGAGAAGGCUUUCAUUGGUGCGACCAAAAUCAAUGACGAAACCAAUAAACUCAGAGGAUUUUGCCAUGAAGGGGAUUUAGAAAGUGCCAAGGCGUCUCUCCAAAAACUGAAAGCAGAACAUGCCAAUUUCAAGCAAAAGCUUGCUGUUUAUGUUGGGAUAAUGAAGCAAGUCAAGCUCUCUGAGUGCUGA
Messenger RNA from Populus trichocarpa (black cottonwood), 372 nucleotides. RefSeq names its product pseudo histidine-containing phosphotransfer protein 2. The transcript has 5 exons. Gene Ontology annotation, cellular component: nucleus; cytoplasm. The coding region runs from base 1 to 372 and encodes 123 amino acids. Gene Ontology annotation, molecular function: protein histidine kinase binding; histidine phosphotransfer kinase activity. Gene Ontology annotation, biological process: phosphorelay signal transduction system; cytokinin-activated signaling pathway; phosphorylation. The record is from RefSeq and is a predicted model, not a curated record. Lineage: Eukaryota; Viridiplantae; Streptophyta; Magnoliopsida; Malpighiales; Salicaceae.